Molecule: messenger RNA, 1975 nt
Organism: Onychostoma macrolepis
Lineage: Eukaryota; Metazoa; Chordata; Actinopteri; Cypriniformes; Cyprinidae
Product: gastrula zinc finger protein XlCGF49.1-like
Exons: 1
Coding region: 254-985 (243 amino acids)
Biological process (GO): regulation of DNA-templated transcription
Molecular function (GO): RNA polymerase II cis-regulatory region sequence-specific DNA binding; DNA-binding transcription factor activity, RNA polymerase II-specific
Source: RefSeq, a predicted model, not a curated record
AAUCAAACACACCUGAACAAGCUAAUCAAUGUCUUCAGGAUCAUUAGGGCUACAGGCAGAUGAGGGUUUUUCAGGGUUGGAGCUAAACUCUGCAGGACAUCGGCACUUCAAUCCCUGUUCUAAAGAUGACAAUAUUGAGAGGAGCAUUACAGGCAACACCUCUUUCUGUAGCUUAGUGGGUAGUAUCUAAGAUACAUGUUGUUGGCAAAAAGUAAUUUUUAACUUGUAUUGGUGUCGUUUUUCUUUAGACCUGAUGCUGCUGAAAGAAAAAAGUGAAGAACUAAAGCAUAUAAUGGAAGACAAAGAACAAAUGUAUAGUUGCUCACGGAAUAAAAAGUUGUCUUCACAACAAAGAGCUCAGAAGACAGGAGCUAGAAGUAAUUUCACCUGCCAACAAUGUGGAAAGAGUUUCGCUAAAAAAGAAAACCUUAAAGUCCACAUGAGGAUUCACACCGGAGAGAAGCCGUACACCUGCCAACAAUGUGGAAGAAGUUUCAUUAAAAAAGGAACCCUUAACAGGCACAUGAGGAUUCACACUGGAGAGAAACCUUACACAUGCCAACAAUGCGGAAUAAGUUUUACUCAACUAGUAGUCCUUACCAGGCACCUUAGAGUUCACACCGGAGAGAAACCUUUCACCUGCAAACUGUGUGGAAAUAGUUUUGUUCGAAAAGGAAGCCUCAAAAGCCACAUGAGAAUUCAUACCGGAGAGAAGCCUUACUCAUGCCCGCAGUGUGGAAGGGGUUUUACACAUAAACAAACUCUUAAUGCCCACCUGAGAAUUCACACUGGGGAGAAGCCUCACACCUGUCAACACUGUGGAAAGAGUUUCUGUCAACAAGGAAACCUCACUGUCCAUAUGAGAAUUCAUAUAGAAGAGGGCUAUUUCAUCUGCCACCAUUGUGGUGAAAAAUUCAAUAAAAAGAGAAACCUUGAAGUCCACAUGAGAAUUCACGGAGGAGAAAAGCCGUUCAUAUGCCCUUAGUGUGGUAAGGGUUUCGAUCGACGAGGAAACCUUACAGACCACAUCAGAAUUCACAUCGGAGAGAGGCCUUUCACCUACCAAUGGUGUGAAGAGUUUCUCUCAACAAGGAAACUUCAAAAUCCACGAGAAUUCACACUGGAGAGAAGCCUUUCACCUGCCAAAAGUUUGGAUGUGGUUUCAAGUCACAUGAAGCAUCACACUGAAAAGAGGCUGUUCACUUGUCUUAAAGGGAUAGUUUACCCAAAAAUAGUUGACCCUCAAGUUAUUCCAAACCUUGUAUGGGUUUCUUUCUUUGAUUUAUUCUUUGUGAGACAUACACAGGCACACCUAUACACCUAUACCAUUUUCAUAUGAUAUUGUUUUUUUUUAUUUUUAUAUAUAUACUGUAUUUGCUGUAUUGCAUUUGUAUCUGUUGCACAGCACUUUGGCGCAACUCUGUUGCUUUUAAACGUGCUAUAGAAAUAAACUUUGACUUGACUUGACUUGACCUAUGGGAUCAUUUUGCGGUCACGGAUAAAAAAAAAAAUAAGCAUGAAACCAAAAUUUUAAAGAACACAAGUAAAAUGUAUUGCACAAAAUUUAAAAAUGAAAACAGAUUUUUUUCAGAAUAGCAAACAAUGGUCACGGAUCGAAAGAUAAUAAGCGUAAAUCAAAAAUGUAAUAAAGCAUUUAAAAAAAUAAGCAUAAACCAAAACUUUAAACACAUUUAAAAUCAUAUUGCACAAAACUGAAAUAUUAAUGCAAAAUGAUCCAACUUGCAUACAAAAUCAUGUUUUCCUUGGUUAUAUUUCUGUUUUUUUUUCUGCUCAUAUUUUUAUUUUUUGUAUGCUUAUGUCGUUUUUCCUUUCACUCUUAUUUCCACAUUUAGAGUUUCAUGUAAAUCAGGCUUCAUCAUUGGUCCACUAGUUCUUGAUUGACAGCUCCUCCUCAGCCAAUCAGUUGAAGAGGGGCGGUGGUGUCACUCCAGUGUACCUCAUUAGCUGCCGAUGC